This is a messenger RNA of Corticium candelabrum, 1313 nucleotides long. Its product is annotated as growth hormone-regulated TBC protein 1-like. The transcript is spliced from 9 exons. NCBI's taxonomy places the organism in Eukaryota, Metazoa, Porifera, Homoscleromorpha, Homosclerophorida, Plakinidae. Bases 101 to 1156 code for a protein of 351 amino acids. The record is from RefSeq and is a predicted model, not a curated record.
UUGUUGAAUCACUAUCCCGUAUGUCGAAGGCGGUCCUACCAGUCAAACUCUCAUAAUCUGGUUAGCUAACUGUGACAAAAAUCAAACUCGAGUGACAAGAAUGCAAACAAACAAAGACGUCACGCGAGACGACAGAGAAACUGCGUCGCUAUUGGACUCAAGCGGGGCGUGUCCGUAUGGUUUCAAGAGAUCGGAAAGCUUCGACUACACGACUUACAACCGCUUCAUCAGAGACUACAUUCCUGUCAUGAUGCGUAGAAAGCGUAAGUGGGAGGUUUUGUUGACAAAAUCGCGAGGAGUCCCGGAGGCCGGAAGUAAAAUAAAGAGGUUUAUUCGCAAAGGCGUUCCACUAGAAUUUAGAGCUCAAGUCUGGCUCUCAGUUAGUGGAGCUGAAGGAGAAAUAAAUAACAAACCAAAUUACUAUGCAGAGAUGCUGAGAGCCGAGAAUGACCCGGAUGUUCUCCAACGGAUUGAGCUUGACGUUUUGAGGACAUUUCCAGAGAAUGUUCAUUUUCAAGAGGAAGCAGAAGACACACAGGUCACUCCACUGAGAAACGUGUUGGCUGCUUAUGCGAAUCAUAACCCAACUGUUGGCUAUUGCCAGGGAAUGAACUUUGUCACAGGCAUCCUGCUGCUCGUCACAAAGAAUGAAGAGCAAUCAUUCUGGCUACUAGAUAGCCUGAUAGGACACCGAGUGCCAUCCAGUUACUACAGCACUGGAAUGGAGGGAUUACAGACUGACCAUUUUGUUUUACAUUCUCUCUUGCUGAAGAGGACGCCACGACUGGUUGGACAUCUUCAACAACAUCAGAUUGACCUUCAAGUUGUGACGUCACGUUGGUUCAUCUGUCUCUUUGUUGAUGUUCUCCCAAUUGAAACUCUUCUCCGAGUGUGGGACUGCCUCUUUCUUGAAGGUGAAAAGAUCCUGUUUCGAGUUGCAGUAACUCUAGCAGUCAAUCACCAACAUGACAUUCUCUCCCAACCAUCAUUCAUUAACACAAUCAAUGCCUUCAAGAACAUUGCAAAAGGCUACGAUGUGCUCAACUGUCAUCAUUUCAUUAACGAGAUUUUCACGAUUCCUGGCUCAUUUCCACAACGACGAAUAACCGAAGCGAGAGCAGCAUAUCAGUCGAAACGGUCACCCAAGAGUCAGUGAUAUUACUCACAAUAACACACAACAGUGUGUACAUUGUAUCAAGAUAAAAGGUAAUAACACCGUCGGUGUUAAGUUCUGCCGCAGAUUUGCUGUUUGUGUUUUUUUUGACAUACAAAAGUUGGUUUGGUGUUCAUUUGAAUAAAUAUGCACACGAGCA